CCGGCGCGAAGAAGAAAACCCCUGGUCCCAAAAAAAGCGAAAAAAUCGAGUGAAGCGCGAAGCUCUCUCGCGCCACCGAAAUGGCGCCAACUCUCCCGCCUUGUCUCUCUUCCCCCGCCCGCCGCGCCUAUUUCCUCACCGCGUCCUGGGCUCCCAGCCUCAAACCCUAGCUGCCCCAUCCUAUCCUAUCCCCCGCACCGAGGUCCAGAUCUCACCCUCCUUGCCUCACCACCCAUGGCCGCCACCGGCUCCGACGCCACCUCCUCCGUCCCUCACCCCGUCGCCGUCGCACCCCCGGAAACCUCCGAUGCGGCGGCGGCGGCGCUGCUGCGCGUGGAGAAGAAGAAGGCGCGGGGGAGCUACAACUGCGGCCGGUGCGGGAUGCCCAAGAAGGGCCACGUCUGCCCCAUUCCGGGACCCCCCGCCGCCGGGUCCGCUCUCCCGCCGAGGCGCGCGCUCUCCUUCGACGAGGAGCCGCCGCUGCUAGCGGUCCCGCUGGCGUCCGCUUCCCCGGCCCUGGCCCUGCCGCGCCCGCCGGAGAAGAAGAAGGCGCGGGUGGACGUGGCCGUGGUGGACCUGGACGACGGGGCGUCGUCGGAUCCGGAGCCCGCGUGGGAGCGGUGGGUGGACGUCGGUCUCGGACCGCGGCGGCGGGUGGCUGGGGAGGUGCUCGUGGAGGUGCUCAGGCGGCUGCCUCCGAGGGCCGUUGCGGCGGCUGCCGGGGUCAGCCGCGGGUGGCGGGACUCUGCGCGCAGGGUCUGGCGGGCUGCAGAGGAGAUCCGCCUCCGCGCCGCCGGCGUCGGCCCCGUCGGCGCGCUCCUGCCCCGGUGCCCCGCUCUGACAAGGCUCGUGCUCCGCAUGGAGAGUGAUGUUGAUGCCACAAUGCUUGCAUGCCUUGCAUUUUCCUGCCCAAACUUACAAUCUCUGGAGAUAAGCAUGGCUGAUAGUGCAGUCAACCGGAUGACUGGGGGUGAGCUAGCUAGGUUUGUUUCAGAGAAGAGAUCUCUCUCAGUUCUCAAAGUAGAUCGGUGCUCUAGUCUUGAUUUUCUUAAUAUAAGCUCCCCAAGCCUUUCAACUCUUUGGCUAUCAGAUCUAUCUUCCCUUACAAAAUCUGUCAUAAACUGUCCUAAUUUGAAAGAACUCUCACUGGAUUUUGCACAACAAAAUAAUGAUUCAACUGAUCUGAUUAGUCUGAUGGAUAGUCUAGGCCAUACUUGCCCAGAUUUGAGAAACCUGCACAUCUCUUCAGUUCACUUAUGCAAUGAAGUGGUGUUUGCUCUUGAGACUGCUAACCUCAGGGGGCUGUGCAUGCUGUCGUUGCUUCUAGGUAAAAAAAUAACAGAUGCAGCUGUUGCAUCUAUAGUUCGUUCUUAUGCAAGCCUGGAGUUGCUUGAUUUAAGUGGGUCUAAUAUCACUGAUAAUGCACUUGGGAUGAUCAGCAAGACAUUCCCUAAUACUCUGACUCGGCUCCUCCUUGCCAUGUGCCUAAAUAUUACCUCAUGCGGGGUCCAGAUGGUAGCAGCACAGCUGCCCCUUCUUCAGCUCCUGGACUGUGGCAAGAGCUUAUGUGCUAACACGCAGCCCGAGGCAAAGAGGUCAUCAUACUUUGGUGAUCUCAGCGGAGGGAUUAGGUUUUGCUCGAAACCACAGGCUGUGCGGAAGCAGCAACCUACUGGCCAAAAACUGAUUAUAAAGCACACCAAUCUGAGAAAGCUAAGUCUUUGGGGCUGUUCAGCGAUAGAUGCUCUGUAUGUAAAUUGUCCAGAGCUGAAUGAUCUGAACCUCAACUCUUGCACAAAUCUCAAUCCAGAACGGCUGCUUCUUCAGUGUCCGAACUUGAAAGAUGUUCAUGUCUCUGGAUGCCGCGACAUGUUGAUUGGAGCAAUCAGAAACCAGGUUCUCAAUGAGUUCGCCAUGGCUGAGCCUCGCUUACCUUGCAAGCGCCUUGCUGACGGCUCGAAGCGGGUGCAAGUCCCUCACUUCAUGCUAGAACAGCUGCUUGAGGAUGAGAAAUCAGGCGGUGGGGCGUGUCGUAUCCAGUGUGCCGUUCAUCUGAACUGAGGCAAGCAGUCACUUGCAGAGGAAUGUAGCCCUUUGAAUUUGGGGGCAGGAAAGGCAGAUCAGCUAGGCUGUACUGUUGUAGACUGUGUUGAGACUUGAGAUUUUCUUCUUCACUGGUUGGUGGUUUUUACCUGAAUUUGUUGUAAAAUGUACUAUCAACAUUCCUUGGUUUCCUGUAAUCUUCUGUUUCGUCCCUGCCGAAUUCUUUCGGACAAUAACAGCAUUAUGGUGUACUCUCUGAAUUCUUGAUUCUUACAGGAAAAUAAUGACUUAUUUAUGGAUUA
Molecule: messenger RNA, 2345 nt
Organism: Brachypodium distachyon (stiff brome)
Lineage: Eukaryota; Viridiplantae; Streptophyta; Magnoliopsida; Poales; Poaceae
Product: F-box/LRR-repeat protein 17
Exons: 11
Coding region: 235-2061 (608 amino acids)
Molecular function (GO): protein binding
Source: RefSeq, a predicted model, not a curated record